Molecule: messenger RNA, 1161 nt
Organism: Mesorhabditis belari
Lineage: Eukaryota; Metazoa; Nematoda; Chromadorea; Rhabditida; Rhabditidae
Source: the annotation of a GenBank genome assembly
AUGCUAAACGAUUUGCCUAACGAAAUUUUGGUGAAAAUUUUUGCUCGACUCGAAUGGGAUUCUCUGAAAGAGAUUCGUUUAUGUUGCAAAAAGUUCACAAAUGUCGUUAAAACGAAUUGGAAACAUUUGAGGGAACCGCUGGAAGAGCUCGAGAUCGUUGAAAGACCCAGGGUCGAGGGGAAACAAGUGCACGAGCAAUCGGCUCAAUUUUACAUUUGCGAGACGGGAAAAUAUUCUCGGAAUCGACAUGAGAUUUUCGUCGAGAAUCGAGAGAAAAUUCAAAUUUUUAACUUAAAAGUGGAAGAAAGAUUGAAUCAAAAAGAAUCGUUUGUAAAGAUUGGGAGUGAGAAUGGUAAUCAAAAAACGUUUAUCUAUGCGGAAGAUGCGAAGAAAUUUAUGGAAAUUUAUUUGUUUUUGCAUCGAUUCGAUAUCAUUCGGAAGAUACGCUUUGAGCAGUUGACGAUCGAUGAGAAAAUGAUUGAAGCUUUAAUCGGUGGAUUUAUGAAAGAAAACUUGAAAAGGAUUCAAGUGAAAAAGUUGACUUUGGAUUCGUGUUUUCUCGACGGCAUUGUACCGGAAGAGUUUCAUCAAAUGAUUGAGACAAUCUCACCAAAAGGCCUUGAAAUGUUUCAAUUGUAUGGGAAUUGUUUACAAAGAUGCGCUGAAUUCGUGAAUCAGAGUUUCUUUCGUUUGAAAUCGAUCAGAAAUUUGGAUCACUUAUCAUUGAAUAAAUUCACUCGAUCGAAUAUUUCAUAUAAAUGGGGAAAUGAAACGGAUUUGUUUCUUGGUUGUCAUCACGUGAAUGGAGAAGGAAACGAGCUUUGGGAUUUCAAUCUUCCCGCUCACACAGAUCUUCUUCGUUUUUACAACAUGAAUGGAGUUGAUGAGGAGACAUUUCGAAGAGAGAUUACGCGAUGGAUAAACGGAGAGCGAAAGAUCAAAUUCUGGCGUUUCCGUUGCCCCGAUCAGCGGAUACUCGAGGAUUCCUUUUGGAAAGAACUUGUGCGCAAAUUCAAGAAACUUGAUAGUAAUGGAGAAAACUCGGAAGAACCGUACGAAUAUGUGAAACUUGAGAAUCUAAAUCACGAGAAAUUAUGGGGAAACAAUCGAAACACACGGGAUUUCGGGCCGAGAUUCGUUUUUCAAGAUAUUCCAUUUUAU